Pecten maximus is the source of this 4653-nucleotide messenger RNA. RefSeq lists its product as uncharacterized. Bases 2259 to 3995 code for a protein of 578 amino acids. Lineage: Eukaryota; Metazoa; Mollusca; Bivalvia; Pectinida; Pectinidae. The record is from RefSeq and is a predicted model, not a curated record. The transcript has 6 exons.
UAUCGUCUGGUGUUAACGGUCAGACCGAGGUGUACCGAAGAAACAAGAUGUCAGCGCCCAUGCGGCUAUGGAUACGCCAAGGAAAAACAUAGUACGUACAAUUAGAAAAUGUGUUACCUGUGCCAGUGAGCAAAAGCGUUUGCAUAAUCUCAAUAACAACAAGGCCAGAAAUUUGAAUGUGCAUACCGUUCUAUCCCAGUUGAUUUCUCUAGACAUUCCCAGCUCUUUAUUUGAUAACAUUUUCAUUUGUGAUUCUUGUAUCGUUUUUCUUGAUAAGUUUUCUAAAUUUCGUCAAGUUGCUGUCGAGUGUGUUUCUAAUUUAAAUAAAUCAGCUGACUUUAAAAGAUGUGCGAAAACUCCACCAUCAGCUCUGAAAUUGACAGUAGCAGAGAGAUUAGAAAGGUCUGUAGAGAAGUUAAAGAGGUUGAAAAUCAGUGAUGAUGUUAGGCCUAUAGAAAGAAAAUCUAGUUCUAAACGCAGAAUACAGUUUACUCAACCUACUCCUAAAGAUGAUAAAGAAAACUGUGAGCCCGGCAGUGACAAUGAUCUUUUGUUUGACCACUCGUAUAGAAAACCACCUGUAUCUUUUGGUAUUAGUAAUGACUUUGACGUCGGAUCUGUGCUUGAUGACUGCCUUGACUGUACAAAGGAUGAUAGUUUUCUUAAAAACUUGGACAGAGAACUCGAACAGUUAUGUGCACCAGGGUGCAGCGUGCUAUUUAAGAAGAGUCCAUUAUACCUGAAAGUACCUCAUUAUUUUGAGAGUGUGAUAGCGGAGAUGUCUAUUCAGUGUCCAGAUUUAUUGAAAAUCCUCACAGUUGCGUUAGGGAGUAAAAUUGGACUACCCUCCAGGAUGGCAACCAUUUCUACAGUAUAUGGCAUGAUUCUACAUAGCAGAAACAAUCAGGUGUCGGGGAUACAGAGGCUGUACACUGCAUUGGCAGUGAGGUACCAUGCAGACAAUAAGGUAUAACAUGGUUAUAUAAUUGACAUAUAAAAACAGUUUAAAAGUUGAGUUAUUGAAUUUACCAUCACAUACAUUUUUGAUGGCAUGUCAAAUUGUAAGACUACAUAUUAUAAUUACAGGAAAUAUUUUAAAAAAUUGCUGAAUCGAUUACACAAAAUUACCCCAAGUAAUCAAUUAUACUGUUCAGUGUAAUCAUGGCCCAUCACUGUGGCAUAGUGAUAGAAAUAUAGUCGAACAUGUCCUAAAGGUUACCUAUAAGGCUAUAACAGGUGGCCUUUAUAUUUAUAGACAGGUUUUAGUUAUAAAAUAGAGUAUUUAGGUAACCUUUAUUUAAAAUAAUUUCGGUAAUUAUAAUUAAUAUGUAGUCUUACAAUUUGAUAUUCCAUCAACAUGGUACCCCACCGUCAAUGCAGUGUACAGCCUCUGUAUCACCGACAUCUGCUUGUUUCUGCUAUGGAGAAGCAUGCCAUGAUUGUAGAAAUGGUUGCCAUCCUGGAGGGAAGUCCAAUUUUAUUCCCUAACACAACUGUGAGGGGAAGUAAUCCGGUAAUACUCUCCCAUUAGCUUAGGUCAGCAGUAGUGUCAUUGUUAAACCUGAAUUUGAAGGGUGAAGCGGUAUGCAAGUAUAAACUAGUACAUCUGUAUAUUGUUAUAUUUUAUAAAUGGAUCAAAAUCUACUGUAACUAACAGAGGAAAUGCUCACAAAUAAGCCCCCUAUCAGCUUUUAGUUAUUUGGGAGAGGGUUUAUUUGAGGACAAGUUCAUACAUUACAAAUAUUAUAGACAUGGAUUUAUGUCAUAUAAUUGCCAUUAUGCAGUGUAAUAAAGCCAUUACCGGUACAUAAAUUUUGUUAUAGACAUGUUGCUAUGACGUCACAUUAACAAUGGAUUCUUGACCAGAUAUAUGGUGGGAAAUAUGUCAGCAACUAUAAACUCAUAUCUGAAAUCCGCUAUAAAUGGAACUCAUGACAGAUCCUCUAUUUAUGCAUGAUCUACUAACACAUUUAUUACUGUUCUAACUUUUUUGUUGCAUUAAUGAAUUGUUUUGUUCAGUUUGUUUUUAUUUUAUUUUACAGUAGUCAGUACAACAGAAUUUGCUAUGCCUGCCGUGUUGAUUACUCACACGUCUGAACAAGGUCCAUCUAACUCUAACAGAGGAUUCCAAACGAAAUAUCAUUGACAGUUUCGGCAAAGAAAGUGAAAGUGGUCUCCUUGAACAGUUGGCACAUGGUCAUGAUGGAAAGCUCAAUGGUGACAAUCUAGACAUCAGGGUCAACACCAACGAUGUGAGGAUGAACAAUCAUGACAAGGACUAUCAUUUCUUUGCUACCGAUUUUACCUUGGAUCGCGUUGAAUUGAAAGGACUAAAUACAGAAACUCCCCAAGUUGGUGAUGUGCCAGUCACUUGUUUUAUUCCUUCUGACAACGAGAAAGACCUGUUCAAAAACACUUUGAAAAUCCUUUUGGCAAGGGAAAUGGUAACUGUUCCUGGAUUUGAGUGGAUGAACAGCAUACUACCAGAUCACAUUCCACACGAACUUGAAGAUGACAUGGCCAAGAAAUCUGAGAUAUUUCUCCUUCCAGUAUCCCUAAACAACGAGAUUUCAUACUCGGACUGUGUUCACAUCCUGGAUGAGUACACCGAGAUAACCAACCACUGGUAUUCAGCAGCUGGCAGAGGAGGUGAAUUGGAUAAUCUCCAGAUUCCAGUAGGUGGUGAUCAGCUGACAAGAGUCCGAUUACAAGGUGCUAAAGGAUUGAGAGCAGGAGCACGAACAGCAGAGCAGAGGUUUGAAAGGCUCUAUCCAAUGGUGGUGGAAAUGUUUCAUGUACUUCAAGAUUUCUUGGAGAAGCUGUGCAAGAAAUUCCUGAAUUUGUCUAAAGGACGGGAUGCAGGAACCUUAGCCAAUAUGAAGUGCCAGAUUCAACGGUCCAAUGUAAAUGGGAAAGUUAAGAGUCGAUUCAAAGCACAUGAAGACUUUGUGCUGACAUGUGGCCACAGCUAUUUCAUUGCCUACAUCAUGAAGCAUUUCAACAUCACAGAUGGGAAACCAAUGCACCAUGCCCUUCCUGACAAGAUCCGCAGCUUCAUCAAUGCCAAGAAGAGAGAAGUUUUUAACAACAUUAUGGAUGAAGUUGUGGCAGAGAUAAUCAUACCAUUUGAGCUGGAGGAACCAAUCACGGAUGAGAUGCACAUCCAGAUAUCCAUCAUGACGCAGCCACCAGUAGUAUUCACAACUGUGGCACGCCCCGACAAUGGUACUGUGAAUGUAGUGUUGGAUGUUGCAGGAAAAAAGGUAAUUGUGUCUCUCAAAGUGGACACACUACUUCAUGGAUGUCGUGUUAACAUACCAGGAGUGACUGCACCCAUCAAGUUCGUGACAUUUAAACCACCGAAACUUGAGGAUGAUCUCAACAACUAUGUGGUGAAUUUCAUGCAGUGGUAUUUUAUUAUUCUGCAAAUGAAAGAUGCUUUGCACGAGGGAGACAUAUACAGAAUCAAUGUCAUUCUCAAGCAGAUGAUUCCAUUUUUCUACAGUCAUUCUGCUAUGUCGAAAUAUCUAACUGAGUGCAUAGACUAUAUCUUAAAAACAGAACACACUCUAUCACAACAAAUGUCAAUGAAAGUAAGGGCAGCUUCUGUUGUAAAUCCGACCGGUGGUAUUGGAAAUAAUAAGGCUGCAGACCUUCAAAAGGAAAAUGAAGUCAAGUAUUUGAAGGAACUUAUUCGUGGCCUGGGUGCUAACAAAACCGAGAAGGCUAUUGUUAAUGUCACCAGGGCAGCACCAGUAAUAGCGAGUGUGUGUGAUGCCUUUGACGAGCAGACAAAGGUAAAGAACCUGAAGUCAACACACAAGGUCCGUAGUAGGUCAGAUGACACAAGUGCUCUGUUGAAAACACUACAGAAAUUGGAUAUUUGGAGUAUUCAUGGUGGACGUCAGUUGCAACAGAAAGUCAAGCGUUCUCCAUUCGAUUUUCACAGAAGUCAUUUCAAAGGCAUCAUUAAAAACACUAUAAAGAGGUUGUAAAGAGAUCUGCCUGCUAUCCAUGAGGACAGUGACAAAUCUGACAGUGAUGAUGAAUAGUCAAUCUGUUGCGGGUUUUAGUCAUACACGAAUGUAGAUUGUUCAGUAAAUGGUUUUUUUGGUGAUCAUUUGAGAAAAUAUCCAACCAAUUUUAAUAACAUUUUCUUUUAGGAGACAAGUAAAAUUUCAGGGUUUUGACGUCAUUAUUCGCAAUAACAGAUACAUCAUAUUUAUCCAACAAUAAGCCCAUACCGUGUAAUAAGCCCACCCAUGUGAAAUACAUUUCAGUAGAAAUGCUUACAAGUGCUAUUUCAUUGUAUUGUAAUAAGCCCACCCCCUACUUUGAGUCAAGAGUUUAGGUGUUGGACCCCUGGGAUUAUUGCAGGAUAAAUAUGGUAUGCAUAUACACUAUAUAUACAAUAAUGUAUAUAUGUAUUGUAAUGUCAGGAUGCAAAAUUUCAGAGGAAAAUAAUUGCCAAAAAGUCUAUUGAUCAAACAAGCUGGACAGAGAGUAAAGGCUAACAGCAUUACUGUUUAGCUCUAUAGUUCAUCACUAUCAUCCUAAAAUAGGAUAAGUGUACAUGUUUUUUUCCUUACUAUGUACAGUGUAUAGGUUACAUCUAUUGAAGUGUUCAGCUGCUAUUCAGUCCCACAUCAGCUU